AAUGAAUUGUGGGUAAGCAGCAAACUGCAAGGUCGCACCGGUCAGGAUCUAAGAUGUUACGGCAGUUUACACAUAGAUUGACCAGAGCUGUGGUCCCGGCACUUCGAACAACAGUACAACCAAGGAAGAUAAACCCUGCUGCUUCAUACUGCACAAAUGUUGUAAGUGAGACUGACAGGAAAGCUGAAGCUGAAAAGAUCGCAUCAGCAUCCCAGAAGGCUGCCGACAUAGAUCCUGAUGAUGCUAUAGAAUUACGUUAUCUGAAGCGAUUUGCAAUUGCCUCUGAUAUCUGGGAGGUUGAAGAUGUCAUCAAUGACAUGCAUACACAAGACAGGGUUCCAUUGCCCUCAACAGUUAUUGCCGGACUGGAAGCUUGUCGACGAGUCAAUGACCACAGUUUAGCUAUUAGGUUUAUGGAAUCAGUCAGGUACAAGUCUAAAGCAAACCCUAUACUGUGGGAUUACAUUUCUCAAGAGAUUCAGCCAACAUUGACAAAGCUGAGUAUCAGUACCUUGGAGGAGAUGGGAUACACUGAGCCCGAGCUUGUGUCAGAGAAUCCUGACUACAUGUGGGCUAGGAAAUUCCAGUGGUGAUGCAAAAGAAGAUAGGAGUUUAUCUGUUAAUGUGACAUUUGAUGUAUAGAGAAAGUCACUGCACAGAAUAGGACUUACCAAGUACAGAAUCAGAAGUUUGUAAAAGUUUGUGACUGUGUUAACAAGAUAUGAUUAUAAGUUAAGAUUUCAAA
Messenger RNA from Ylistrum balloti, 745 nucleotides. Its product is annotated as cytochrome c oxidase subunit 5A, mitochondrial-like. Gene Ontology annotation, cellular component: mitochondrial inner membrane. Lineage: Eukaryota; Metazoa; Mollusca; Bivalvia; Pectinida; Pectinidae. The coding region runs from base 54 to 593 and encodes 179 amino acids. The transcript has 5 exons. Gene Ontology annotation, biological process: mitochondrial electron transport, cytochrome c to oxygen. The record is from RefSeq and is a predicted model, not a curated record.